GCAAACAACGCGAGCCCGAAAAUCCUCGUUCCGCGGAAUUUAAAACAGUUUCUCCGUUUAUCGUGUUUAGCGGGCAUUUCCGCUUCCCUAUCGGCUCCGAAAUCAACGGGCUGUGAGCGUUUUUAGUGGUACGCGAUGGCGGACGAGGGAAACGAGGACAGCUGGUUGUACGGCAACUCGCAGCAGGACGGUUCGGCGGGAGAUGCCGGAGCCGGUCGUGGCGCUGGCAAAAACCCGCUCUGGGAUGUGGAGAACGAAGAGUCCUCGUCGAACGCCACCCGGGAGGCCGCGGCGGGUGAGCUCGGGAAUGGCCGACGGCGUGGAUCUAAGGAAGCAGGUGCGGAAGUCGAUGGUGACGACGAAACGGAUCUAGCCGGCCAUGAGCAGCAGUGCGAUGACAAUGCGAUGGACUCGAGCGAUCUGCGGCCGCACCGUGAAGCGGCCCCCGACGAGGAUGCACUUCUGGAGGAUUCACAGAUGAUGGAGGAGAGCAGCGCCAUGGAAGGGAUCGAGGCGAUGGCGAGUGAGCUGCCGGAGAAAGAGAAGAACCAAGUAUCAACGUUGGACGAAGGCGAAAUAGACGAUCAGGACGGUGAGCCGCUAGCGGAGGAAGCGGGUGCUACGGAGAAGAAGAGUGCUAGCGGUGGUAAGGACGGUACCGGCGAGGACAAAGGCAAGGGAAUGCUGAGCGAUAUGGAGAGUGACAUCGAUAGUGAUGAGGACGAUGAUAUCAACGUGGUGAUUGGUGAUAUCAAAUCUGGGCCAAGCUACAACAUCAUUAAGCAGCGUGGUCCCAUCAUGCCGAACCAGGCGGCCACAAAUGCGGCCGGCGUCACGGACAAGGCAAAGCAACCGGCCGGCAAGUUCAACAUUGAAGAGUUUGAAAGCGUUGGCGCGAUCAAUGGAGUGCCGGCCCACGAGUACAGCAUCGAUUCGUUGGAUGAGAAGCCGUGGCGCAAGCCGGGUGCGGACAUUACCGAUUACUUCAACUAUGGUUUCAACGAGGAAACGUGGCGGGCCUAUUGUGAGCGACAGAAGCGAAUGCGGCAGCAUGAGAGUGGCGUGGGGAUGGCAGGACUGACCAUCAACAACCCACAAGCGGCCCAACCGAUGAACAUGGGCAUGAUGCGCGAUAUGAGACGAUCCGGAGGACCGAUGGGCGGUGGUGGUGGUGGAGGUGGAGGUGGUGGUCCGAUGGGACCGCGGAAGAUGAAUGGACCGAUCGAGGUGAUCGGUGCCGGUCCCGGUGGACCGAUGGGUGGUGGCCCUAUGGGUGGAGGUGGCGGCGGUGGUCGACGCGAUGAUAUGAUGGGAAUGCCCAGCCAGCCGAAGGAAAACGUCAUCCAAGUGAUGACGGCGGAUCGGCGCGAGUACAGCCGGACGGUUGUAAGCAACAAGUUUGACCCCCAGGGCAUGGGUGGUCCACCCGGAUUCGUUGGAGGACCACCAGAGUUCUAUCAUCCCGAGCCCGAUUAUUCCGAUUACUACGAUCCGAUGCAGGAAGGCCAGUGGGGCAAUGACAAUGGCAACUGGCAACCAUCGGGCAUUAAAACGCUCACUCCCGGACCACCGAUGAUGCCACCGAACAUGGGAAUGCCACUGCCGCAGCACAUGGAUAUGAUGAGUGGAGGAGGCAGUGGAGGACCGGAACGGAUGGUGAUGCCACCACCGCAGCAGAUGCAGCAGGGCAUGGUAGGCGGUCCCGGUAUGGGCCCUGGUGGUGGACGAUUACAUCCUCCUGGAAUGCCGCCCGGUCGCGGUGGUGAUAUGCGAAAUCCCAACGAUCGCAAGCGGGGUGAUCCACGCGGGGAUCCUCGUGGCGAUCCACGAGAGCAGCGCGAUCGAGAUCGCGAACGUGAACGACGCGAUCGAGAGCGUGAUCGGGAACGUGAGCGAGAGCGUGAUCGAGACCGCGAAAGAGAGCGUAAGGAUCGCGAACGGGGAGAACAUCGAUCGGAUCGUGAUGCAGCGGGGACUAUCGUACCGAAGGAAGAGCCCGGUGUUGAUCCGGUCCCUGCCGUAGCCAGUGGAGGCGCUGUGGCAGGAGGUGCCAGUGGUUCGGGAGGUGGUACGACCGGUGCAGCCAGUGUUCCUACCAGUGGCAGCACCAGCAACAGUGGCUCGUCAAGGGAUGACAAAGAUAAACGAUCCACAAAGUCCUCCGAUCGUCACAAAGACCGUUCUAGCCACCGGGAGCGGUCGCGAAGUCGCGAAAGGUCCAAAUCCCGCCGAUCGGAUCGCAGUCGUGAACGAGAGCAGCGCCACAGUCGCGAUAAGAAGAAAUCGCACCGGAAGGACAAGGAAGAUGGUGAAUGAAGCGAUCUCCGGCUGCUAAGGGUGCUAUGGCGGUGGUGUAGCCUAGCAACGGACUCACCGUCCGGGGGGAAUACAAAUGAUGCUGCAGCAAUGAUGCAGCUAGCGUGUAAGCCGUAUAAUGUGUCACUAGAAUGUAAAUAAAAGAAAAUGUAUGUGUACUGUUUCACGAGAGGGAAACAGAUUCUAAUCGGCUGCAUGCCACCUUGUUCACUUGACCA
This is a messenger RNA of Anopheles aquasalis, 2534 nucleotides long. RefSeq names its product Factor interacting with poly(A) polymerase 1 (gene Fip1). NCBI's taxonomy places the organism in Eukaryota, Metazoa, Arthropoda, Insecta, Diptera, Culicidae. The record is from RefSeq and is a predicted model, not a curated record. Gene Ontology annotation, cellular component: mRNA cleavage and polyadenylation specificity factor complex.